AUGGUGCCGCCGCCAUUCUUGAAGAAGACAUUUCAAAUGGUGGAUGAUCUGAAUACAGAUUCUGUAAUAUCUUGGAGUUCAACAAGGAAUAGUUUUAUUGUUUGGGAUCCUCACAAAUUCUCCAUGGAUUUGCUCCCUAAACACUUCAAGCACAAUAAUUUCUCCAGCUUUGUUCGACAACUAAAUACUUAUGUAAAAGCAUCAAUUCUCCCAUUUUUGGUGUGGCUUAAAAAGAUUCAAGUAGUUGGUUUCACGGUUGGUCUCUUAAAACUUCGACUUCCUAGUACUCCCCUUAUAAUUCUCAUAGUCGAUCUUAAGUUUAGACAAAGGGGGAAGAAUGGUUUCAGAAAGAUCGAUGCCGAUAGGUGGGAAUUUGUGAACGAGGGGUUUCAGCAAGGGAAGAUACAUUUGCUGAAGAACGUUAAAAGAAAAAAUCAACGUACCCAAAUCAUUCAUCAGAAAGUAGCAUCACAAUCUUGGUUAGACUCGUCCGAGUACGGGCUAGAAAAUGAACUUGAGAAGUUGAGGAAGGAUCAAGACAUACUGAAAAUGGAAAUCUUGAAACUAAAGAAGCAGCAAGAGAACAAGGAAAAUUAUCGGUCUUCCAUUAAAGAUCGUCUGCAAAACGCUGAAACAAAGCAGAGAAAUACGGUGGUAUACUUGGUUAAAGUAUUGAAGGAUCCUCUCUUUUUGCAGUUUAUUAAGAAAAUGAGGCAGAAAAAUGUCCUAAACAGUGUUGGGAUGUUAAAGAAAAGGAGAUUAAUGAAGAACAUUGAUAAAAGUGUUCAAGAAGAGUUGACCCCAAUACAAUCAGAGAUACAAGCAUUAUUCUCUACAGACAAUUCCGGGUGGAACAAAAGGUUGAAGCUUCUUCUGAGGCGAAUAGUGUAG
Messenger RNA from Olea europaea var. sylvestris, 891 nucleotides. RefSeq names its product heat stress transcription factor A-1d-like. The coding region runs from base 1 to 891 and encodes 296 amino acids. NCBI's taxonomy places the organism in Eukaryota, Viridiplantae, Streptophyta, Magnoliopsida, Lamiales, Oleaceae. The transcript has 3 exons. The record is from RefSeq and is a predicted model, not a curated record. Gene Ontology annotation, biological process: regulation of transcription by RNA polymerase II. Gene Ontology annotation, molecular function: RNA polymerase II cis-regulatory region sequence-specific DNA binding; DNA-binding transcription factor activity. Gene Ontology annotation, cellular component: nucleus.